Molecule: messenger RNA, 2616 nt
Organism: Westerdykella ornata
Lineage: Eukaryota; Fungi; Ascomycota; Dothideomycetes; Pleosporales; Sporormiaceae
Product: translation elongation factor G
Exons: 2
Coding region: 372-2342 (656 amino acids)
Biological process (GO): mitochondrial translational elongation
Cellular component (GO): mitochondrion
Molecular function (GO): GTPase activity; GTP binding; translation elongation factor activity
Source: RefSeq, a predicted model, not a curated record
GUUGGUUUUCAGCUCGUGGAUGACUGAGAGAUCGUCAAUGGCUCAGAGGAGAUUUCAAUCUACCGCUGCUGCAGUGUGAGUUUCGCAAACCCAGCCUUCGACAUAAUCCAAGGUGAUAUGCACGUUGCUAACCAGCUUUGCCUAUUCUCAGGCUAGAGAAAGCGAAGGAAGACCCUUCUACUCUAUCCCAGGAAACCAUCGUUGAGAAUCUUGAUCCAGUCGAGGCCGCACGCCUGUCCAAAGUUCGCAACAUCGGUAUCGCCGCCCACAUCGAUUCCGGCAAGACCACCGUCUCCGAGCGAGUCCUAUUCUACACCGGCCGUAUCAACGCUAUCCACGAAGUCCGCGGCAAGGAUGCCGUCGGCGCGAAGAUGGACUCCAUGGACUUGGAGCGUGAGAAGGGUAUCACUAUCCAGUCCGCCGCUACCUUCUGCGACUGGACCAAGAAGGAGAAUGGGAAAGAUGAGACAUAUCAUAUCAAUUUGAUCGAUACCCCCGGCCAUAUCGACUUUACCAUUGAGGUGGAGAGGGCGCUACGAGUUUUGGAUGGCGCAGUCAUGAUCCUGUGCGCCGUCAGCGGCGUUCAGUCUCAGACCAUUACCGUCGAUCGCCAGAUGAGGAGAUAUAAUGUCCCCAGGAUAUCGUUCGUUAACAAGAUGGACCGUAUGGGAGCUAAUCCCUGGAAAGCUGUGGAGCAUAUCAAUCAGAAGCUGAGGAUACCCGCUGCGGCUAUCCAGGUACCCAUUGGACGGGAGGAUAACUUCCAGGGUGUUGUCGACCUCAUCAACAUGAAGGCUAUCUACAACGAGGGUGCAAAGGGAGAAACCGUGGUCGUGAAAGACGAAAUUCCAGCGGAUCUGAUCGAUUUUGCCAACGAGAAGAGGCAAGUGCUUAUCGAGACUCUUGCCGACGUUGACGACGAAAUUGCGGAGAUCUUCCUGGAAGAGCAGACACCCACGCCGGAACAGAUCAAGGCCGCCAUUCGCCGAGCAACCAUUGGCCUGAAGUUCACACCAGUGCUGAUGGGUUCCGCCCUUGCGGAUAAGUCGGUCCAGCCCAUGCUCGACGCUGUCUGCGAUUACCUUCCCAACCCUUCCGAAGUUGAAAACAUGGCUCUGGACAAGAGGCGAAAUGAGGCACCGGUCAAACUGGUUUCGUAUAACUCCCUCCCUUUUGUGGGUUUGGCGUUCAAGCUGGAAGAGAGCAACUUUGGACAAUUGACGUAUAUCCGAGUGUACCAGGGCUGCCUGAGAAAGGGCAUGAAUGUCUUCAACGCGCGGUCUGAUAAGAAGGUGAAGAUUCCUAAAAUUGUGCGCAUGCAUUCGAACGAGAUGGAAGAGGUACAGGAGAUUAAUGCAGGUGAAAUUUGCGCAGUGUUUGGCGUCGACUGCGCAUCCGGAGACACCUUCACCGAUGGUUCUCUUGGAUACACUAUGUCGUCAAUGUUCGUUCCCGAACCGGUCAUUUCCCUGUCUAUUAAACCGAAGAACUCCAAGGAUACUGCCAACUUCUCCAAAGCUAUGAACAGGUUCCAGCGUGAAGAUCCCACUUUCCGCGUCCAUGUCGACCCUGAAUCGCAAGAAACCGUUAUCUCUGGUAUGGGCGAGUUGCAUCUGGACAUUUAUGUGGAGCGCAUGCGUCGUGAGUACCGAGUUGAGUGCGAGACUGGGCAACCCCAGGUCGCUUACCGCGAGACCAUCACGAAGCGUGUCAACUUCGACCACACACUCAAGAAACAGACUGGUGGAUCUGGUGACUUUGCCCGUGUCGUGGGUUGGUUGGAGCCCAGCGAGACGCUCACUGAGAACAAGUUCGAGCAGCAGAUCUCAGGAGGUACUAUCUCGGAGAAGUUUCUGUUUGCAUGCGAGAAGGGCUUUAUGGCCUCAUGUCAGAAGGGUCCUCUUCUCGGACACAAGGUCUUGGGUACCUCCAUGGUGAUCAACGAUGGUGCCACCCACGCCGUCGACUCGAGCGAAAUGGCUUUCAAGAACGCCACUCAACAAGCUUUCCGCAAAGCCUUCAUUGCCGGCGCACCCCAGGUCUUGGAGCCUCUCAUGAAGACGACUGUCACCGCCCCGAACGAGUUCCAGGGUAACGUUGUCGGCCUGCUAAACAAGCGUAAUGCCGUCAUCAACGACACCGAGAUUGGUCCCGAGGACUUCACUGUCUAUGCAGACUGCAGUUUAAACAGCAUGUUUGGCUUCUCGUCGCAGCUUCGCGCAAGCACCCAGGGCAAGGGCGAAUUCAGCAUGGAGUUCAGCCACUACAGCCCUGCGCCACCGCAGCUACAGAAGGAGUUGGUUGCCAAGUACGAGAAGGAGCAGAAGGAGAGGAACGCGUAAGUUACUUAUGGAAAUGGGCAUCUUGGAGCUGAAAAUUAUGUAUGCACGGUUGUGAUAUACCUCGUUUUUUGUGUUUAUAUACCCCGCUGAGGGCUAGGGAUGACUGGAUAUAGAGGAUAGAACUUUGGAGUUCUCUGAAGCUUUGGAUGCUUGGGAUGGGUGUAUGUACAUUACUGUAUUGGUAGAUACGGAAACAUAGCGUGGAAUAGCCAUUCCUCUCAUGAGCUCAACUCGCCUUUCCACCGAGCAAGACAUGAAAGGAAACAGAGCGGAU